AUGCCGAGAGAAUCGGAAAUUAAAAUCGAUGAUUUUAUUACCGAACCAAGUGAAAAGAUCGGUAAAAAAUGCCCGAAUAGCUUUUUUGUGUAUCGUCGCGUAUUCACGAAAGAACUUUUACGACAUAACCAUAGGUUAGAAAUGGCCAAUGUUUCUAAAAUGGCGAGCAUACAGUGGCGCAACGAAAAUCCAGAUAUCCGCAAAGAAUAUAAGCAUGUCGCUAUGAAGAUUGGAAAGAAAUUGAAAGAAUUUGAACGUGGGUCAUCAGAUACCUUUUGUCGUGAAUUUAUUCACUACAACCCACCUGAACUUCAUCAUUCUCCAGAGGAAAUCGAGAAAGUUGAGGUGUUGUGA
Molecule: messenger RNA, 354 nt
Organism: Acaulospora colombiana
Lineage: Eukaryota; Fungi; Glomeromycota; Glomeromycetes; Diversisporales; Acaulosporaceae
Source: the annotation of a GenBank genome assembly